Messenger RNA from Chaetomium fimeti, 1733 nucleotides. RefSeq lists its product as uncharacterized. Lineage: Eukaryota; Fungi; Ascomycota; Sordariomycetes; Sordariales; Chaetomiaceae. The record is from RefSeq and is a predicted model, not a curated record. The coding region runs from base 99 to 1610 and encodes 503 amino acids. Gene Ontology annotation, molecular function: FAD binding. The transcript is spliced from 2 exons.
CGAUUUGGUUCACUGAGGUCUUUAAGAGCACGUCGUGUUACCCGUCGUGAAGCAUUUGCGAUUAUCAGGCGUGUACGAAGCAUCGUUUGACAUUCAAUAUGACACAAUUAUGGCCUGUCCUCCUCGCCCUGGCGCUCCCCGCCGCCGCAACCAGCAACUAUGACUGUUCCACCAUCUGCCAAACCCUAGCAUCCGCCCUCCCCAACCUCGUCACCUUCCCCAACAGCACCGCCUACGCCAUCCACAACAACUACUGGUCCGCGCGGCAGAGCGACGUGCACCCGGCCUGCUUCGUGGCGCCCCGCACCGCACAGGACGUCGCCACGGCCGUCCAGCUGCUCACCGCGCACGACGCGCCCUUCAGCGUCAAGGCGGGCGGGCACACGGCCUUCGAGGGCGGGUCCAACAUCCCCGCGGGCGUGACGCUGACGCUGGUCCACCUCGACGCCGUCGCCGUGUCGGCCGACCGGCAGACCGUCUCCGUCGGCGCCGGCAACCGCUGGAUCAACGUGUCCGAGGCGCUCGACCCGCUCGGCCUGGCCGUCGUCGCCGGCCGCAGCUCGACCGUCGGCGUCAGCGGCCUGACGCUGGGCGGGGGGAUCUCGUAUUUCUCCGGCAUGCGCGGCUGGGCGUGUGAUAACGUGCGGAAUUACGAGGUUGUUCUCGCGUCGGGUGACGUGGUGAACGCGUCGCCGGCGGAGAAUGAGGAUUUGUACUGGGCUUUGCGCGGUGGUGGCGGGUCGAAUUUUGGGAUUGUGACCAGGUUCGAUUUGGUGUCGUUCGAGCAGGGUGAUCUGUGGGCGAGUUCGAACGUCUACCCCGGGGCGGCGAACAGAACACUCAUCCCCAUGAUGCACGAGUUGCUGGUGAAGGGGCUGCCGGACGAUCCCGCGGCGCACACGUAUUUUGUCAUGACACACACAGCCGAGCUGGGAGGUUAUGCGGUGCUGAGCGAUGAGUUCCACGCCACCCAUUCGGACGUCGCAUCCCCGCCAGCGGUGUUCGCCCCGUUUUUUGACCCGGCCCUGCCUACGCUGGCUAUCAACACCCGGGUAAGCAACAUCUCGCGGCUCUCGCGCGAUAUUGAACAAGCAAAUGGUCUCCGCCAGACGUGGUGGGAUACCACCGUGGCCGCCACCGCGACCCCGGAUCUGCUGCUGGACAUUGUCCCGUUGUGGGAGGAAAACAUCGCCCCUCUUCUCGCCGCGGCCGCAGCCGACAAUUCCACCAUUUCGCCAUAUCUCAUCUACCACCCCAUCUCGUCGAAUAUCCUCGAGGCAAUGCAGGUUAACGGAGGCAACGCGUUGGGUUUGAAGCCUGAAGACGGGCCACUCAUGAUCGUGCAGCUGAAUUUGGCUUGGACGAGCGCGGCCAUGGACGAGUUGGUGGAGACCAGUUCCAAGGAGCUAAUAGAGAAGGUCAACGCGCUCGCGGCGUCGCGCGGAGCAAGCUCCAAGAACGGGUACGUGUACAUGAAUUACGCAGGAAAGACGCAGGACGUGUACGCCGGGUACGGGAAGCAAAACGUCGCGAAACUGAGGCGCGUGGCAAAAAAGUAUGAUCCAAGAGAGAAGUUUGGAGAGUUGUGGCAGGGAUAUUUCAAGCUGUGAGACAAGGAUCGGCCGUAAACAGCGCCGUUGCAGCUUAUAUAUCAAACCUAAGACUGAGUUAGCUGGGGAGUCACAGUGUAAUGGGAUUCCACCCCGCCUUUCAUAUGUACUCACAUUUUUGAU